AUGGACAACCUGAAGGCAAGCCUUGGUCAUCUCCCCGUCGAGCUCCGGGCGCUCGUCCUGUCUCACAUCGAGCAGGUCAAAACGCGGCAGAUACUGGUGCUCAGCUCGACGUUUCGGAAGGCUUUUUCGCUGCCCGGGGCUUUGCCGCGGACUUUCGACUUCGAGGGGGUCGCGGGCGAUGUUAUCGCCAAAUGCCUUGUUCGUCUGCUGGAUGACGAUCGCGUGCGGUCGCUGAGGAAGGAGCGCGCGUUGGAGCUCAUAGGGGUGUACAGCGACCGCCUCUGCGAGUACGCCUGUGGACGGAACUUCGUGGUUCUGAAGUGGGCUCACAACGAGCUCGACCUUCCGUGGGCGCCGUAUCCUGCCGGGCGCGUGAGCGACGACGUCCUCGUGCUACGCGUGCUACGUGAGUCAUCGUCGGUGCUCAAGCGGCGUUGGCGGGAGAACACAAGGCCGGAGGAGUGGUGGGGGGUGAAGAUAGUUGACGGGCGGGUGGAGGAGCUCAAGUUGCACAGCUUGGGACUAUGCGCGGUACCGGCGGAGAUUGGGCAGCUCACGGCGCUGAAGUCGUUGUGGCUCGGCAGCAAUCGGCUGACGAGCCUGCCGGCGGAGAUCGGGCAGCUCACGGCGCUGCAGGUGUUGUUGCUCAACGCCAAUCAUCUGACAAGCGUGCCGGCGGAGGUCUGGCAGCUCACAUCGCUGGAGGGGUUGCGCCUCGACGACAAUCAGCUGACGAGCGUGCCGGCGGAGAUCGGGCAGCUCACGUUGCUGGAGCUUUUGGACCUCAGCGGCAAUGAGCUGACGAGCGUGCCGGCGUGGAUCGAGCAGCUCACGUCGCUGGAGCAGUUGUCCCUCAACGGCAAUCGGCUGACGAGCCUGCCGGCGGAGAUCGGUCAGCUCACGUCGCUGGAGGUGUUGUACCUCCGGCACAAUCAGCUGACGAGCUUGCCGGCGGAGAUCGGGCAGCUCACGUCGAUGAGGGAGUUGUUCCUCUGGGGCAAUCGGCUGACGAGCGUGCCGGCUGCGAUACGCGAGCUCAGAGCGGCGGGCUGCAAUGUGUGCAUGGAUGACGGCGUGACGGUGGACGAGUGA
Micromonas commoda is the source of this 1092-nucleotide messenger RNA. RefSeq names its product luecine-rich repeat protein. Gene Ontology annotation, molecular function: protein binding. NCBI's taxonomy places the organism in Eukaryota, Viridiplantae, Chlorophyta, Mamiellophyceae, Mamiellales, Mamiellaceae. The transcript has a single exon. Bases 1 to 1092 code for a protein of 363 amino acids. The record is from RefSeq and is a predicted model, not a curated record.